Bipolaris maydis ATCC 48331 is the source of this 226-nucleotide messenger RNA. The record is from RefSeq and is a predicted model, not a curated record. Lineage: Eukaryota; Fungi; Ascomycota; Dothideomycetes; Pleosporales; Pleosporaceae.
AGCCGAGCGCAACAUGACAGCCCAGGCCGAGGAGAACAUGCGGAGGGUCUGCCAAGGGAGGCCUUCUCUAACUCUUCAUGGUCUGCCAAGAACAAGAUGCAUGCGACAGAACGGGCGCCCUAGGCGGGCCGCAACGCCCCUUCCAUGGCUUAUGAAAUAUCUCUCUAUUAUCUUUAACGCGUAAUAUGUUUAGUAUUAUAAUAGCUCUUAUAAAAGUAAUUAUAGU